Molecule: messenger RNA, 1767 nt
Organism: Ylistrum balloti
Lineage: Eukaryota; Metazoa; Mollusca; Bivalvia; Pectinida; Pectinidae
Product: ankyrin repeat domain-containing protein 42-like
Exons: 13
Coding region: 1-1584 (527 amino acids)
Molecular function (GO): protein binding
Source: RefSeq, a predicted model, not a curated record
AUGCCAGGCACAAGGAAAGGUUACGCUACCAUACAUGAUGCUGUCAAACAUGGGGAUGUCAUGGAGAUGGAAUCGAUGGUCAAGAAUGGUGCUAGUAUAAAUGAGGUAGAAGAGAAAGACAAAUUCACCCCUCUACAUGCUGCUUGUAACAGUGGUGCACUGGAGUGUCUACACUGGCUGUUAUGGCAUGGGGCAGAUGCUACAGUGGUAACACCCAAAGGCUGGAGUCCGGCACACAUAGCUUCAAUACGUGGACAAGAUGCUUGUAUGCAGGCCCUGGUAAACAACGGUGUAAGCAUGUCUACAAAGGAUGCACGUGGCAGUACACCGGCUCACUUAAGUGCUGCUCAUGGAAACUCGUUCACCCUAAACACUAUACUCAGGUCUGGUGUGGACAUUGGAGCCACGGAUAAAAAUGGCUGGACUCCGAUUCACUCAGCAUGUUACCAUGGGCGCUUAGGUUGUCUCCAAUUGCUCUGUAAGUGGGGAGGCAGUCCAGAGGAAGCAGACGACACAGGGAACACACCAGCACAUCUAGCUGCAUCAGAGGGACAUCUGCCCUGUCUAAAAUACCUAGUCAGUUCUGGGGUGAGUCCCAUGCAUGUGCUCGGGGCUAGAAACGAUCAGGGUGAGACACCGAAGGAUCUCGCUCAACAAUUCUACAAAGAAUACAUUGUGGAGUACAUCAAUGGCAUAGAAUGGGAGAGAGACCAUCCUGAUGAGGCAGAAAAUCUCUCAUUCCCUGCACAUGUGGCUGCUUACGGUGGAGAACUCGAACAUCUACGCAUGCUGGUGGAGAAUGGAGUUGUAAAUAUAAAUGAAAGAGAUGACAAAGGAUCUACACCUGCUCACAAAGCUGCUGGUAACGGUCACAUUCACAUCCUACAAUGGCUGAUAGAGAUGGGCGCAAACAUGACAAUUACAAAUCAAGCAGGGGAGACACCAAGAGAUGUGGCGAGGAGGUUCUCACAGCUUGCUUGUGUGAAAUUAUUAGGAGGAGAUCCAGAGGAAGAAACCACGAUAGUUGUCGGGGAAGAAGAAGACGAGGAUGACAUCACAGAUGGAAACACAGAGGGCCGUUCAGUCCUACUUACCGAUAAACAACGCAAAGAGUCACGAGGGCGAGCAAGACAGAAGUAUGAAGAACUGGAGAGGUUACUGGAGGUUGCGAAGAAGAAUUACACACAAUUAGGUGGACGACUACUAGAAGACCGCAAACGAAUGCAAGAGAUCAGAGACAAGGACAAAACUAUCAGUGAGCUGGAAGCCCAGUUGGACUAUGAGAGACUGAGAAGGGAGAAGCUUGAGGCACAGCUCGAUCAAUAUAGACGCGAGAUAGCUGAUUUAAAGUAUCAACUCCAGAGUCGAGACUACAACUCAGGGGAAAACGAUAAUGUGGCCAUCAACAUUCACAAUUCAAGGACAUAUUUAGAGCAGGAGUCCAGUGAUGCUGAUAGUGACUUUGUGUCCAGACAGCGACGUACGAAGAAAUCGACAAAAAGCAAGAAGAGUCACGGAGACGAAGGAAUAUUUAUCAAAAGGAACAUAUCUGCCCCUAAACGAAGAUCAAAACGUGUUGUGUAACCUGAAUCUCACCGGACAACUGACAAAACACGACAAAAGGACAAAUAUACUUCUAUAGUCAGGGGGAUAUAUAUAUGUAUAUUGUUAGGGUUUCGAUAGCCUGGACAAUGAAACUGGACGUUGUAGGAAUGUGUAAUCAUUUAAGAUUUCCCAAGAAACUGCAAUAGAUGAUAUUUAAUAUAA